Messenger RNA from Funneliformis mosseae, 8640 nucleotides. NCBI's taxonomy places the organism in Eukaryota, Fungi, Glomeromycota, Glomeromycetes, Glomerales, Glomeraceae. The record is from the annotation of a GenBank genome assembly.
AUGUUAGAAAUUUAUAAUACUGUCAAAACUCUCCUUAUCUUGACUGGAUUUUUCGUCAUUUUAUACUAUGGAAUCGGAUUUUUUAGACGCUUUCUUGAAAGGAAAUAUAAAAUUCAUAUUGGAUCAAUAGGUUUUUUAUCAAUUGCCAACCUAUCUUACAGUGGGAAGAUUUCUGGUCCACAACAAACUCAACAUUCUUUUAAAAUUUCUGUAAAUAAAGUUCAUUUACAAAUUAGAAGACCAAAUGCAAGUCGUAAAACAUGGCUUACCCUUAUUAUUGACGGUGCUUAUUUUAACUUUUCUUCAAUAAAAAUAUUUUUACAAACUACACAAAGAAAAAGAGUGUGUGCAAAGCAUCAUAGUUUAAUCGCUACCGUACCUCAAAAAGCUUGGUGGUCUUCCGUUUGGGUUGUUAAAUAUAUUAUGGGGAAAAUUUCUUCAAUUCCAUUACAAUUCUUCUUGUCAGGAAUUGCAAAUUUUUUUGAUAUAGAUGUUACUAAUGUCAAGCUAUUAGUUGAAGAUUUAGGACUAUUCCAAAUUGAUGAGUGUACUUUGGGAAUGGAUUUGCUUGCUGACGUUGGUCGAAAUCAUCAUCACGUAUUCUCUAAAAAAAUUCUCAACUUCUCCUUCUCGUUUUCAUCAUUAUCAAUUCGUGAUAUUGAAUCUGUUAAUAAACCAAAUAAUAGUAGUAGUAUAAUUCAAAACCUUCCGAAUAUACUUCCUGCUAUCUCUUUACUUCAUCCAACCUUUAUUACUUUAUCUUUACAUCUUUCUCCCGCCUGUACUUCACUAAUAUCUUCGGAUUUUGAUGUUUACUUAAAUCGAAUAAAUAUUGGUGUUGAUUCCAUACUUCGUUUGGUUAAAAUUAUUCAAUCAAAACUUCCAAACAAAGUAAUAAGGGGACCAGUUGAAUCCUUAAAUACCCAACCUUCGUCACCAUCAAAUAGAUCACGAAGUUAUAUGAUGGCUAAUUUAUUGGAUUCUUCAUUAGCUAGAAAAAUGAGACUUUCUCGUAGAAAGAAGACUCCUGUUGAAUUCCUUGGAAGUGUGAAGUUUAAGGUUGAUCUAAUUGAUAUUAAAUAUGAGUUUUCAGGAUUGGAUCAUAGCAAAUCUCAUGAAUUUCCUUUAUUUGCCCAAUUGUCAUUUCAAGGACUCUCUAUUUCACUCAAACAAGAUGAUAUCCAUUCAAUUAAUAAUCAUCGGGGAUCAAUACUUUUUCUUGAAGAAAUUCCUAAACCUAUAAAAUUGAAAAUGGGCUUUUCUAUAGAUGAUAUUUAUGGUGAUCUUGUAGAUAAAAAUCAUAUUGCUUCUCGAAUGAUUCAAGUGGAUAAGGUCGAGAGCAAAAUGUUAAUAUCUAAACCUCUCGUUACAGUUGCUGAUUAUGAUCCAAAUUCUUUAUCAUUUGACGGGACAUUCGAGGUUCGUUCUCCCGAAAUAUCCGUGAAUUUUAAACACCUUGAUGUUAUUAUAAACGUCAUCGAUUCACUAAAACAUCUUGAUCUUGGAGGAAAGCAUUCAUCAACUCAACGAUCACCCAAGCUUAAAGAACCAAGCCAGACGAUGACUGGUAUACCAAAAUUAGUCGCUACUUGUUCUAUAGUUAAUCCACUUGUUAAAAUUACAAGAAUUCCAUCUUCUACGCGAACUGGUGAAUUUUCACAGAUUUCCUUUGGAUUUCAGGAUAUAUCGUUCGAUGUCAAUGGUGACUAUACGGAAUUGAAUGAUUUAACACAAGUUCAACAUCAACGUGUAUUGUCAAGAAGAUAUACUCGAAGUUGGACUCAACCUAAUUUCUCCUUAGUAUAUAAUUUAGUUGCAAGUUUAAAAACUCAUAAGAUGAAAUUAUAUACUUUGGAAUAUGAUUUAUUUUUUAAUAAUUCUUUAGAAUUUAAUUUAGCGACUUCUGCGUUGGGAACUACGAUUUCAUUCAAUAAUAAGGAAGAUGAUACCGCUUUCACUACAUCUUUAGAAACAGAAACGAUUCAAGUGGACGUCAGUUGGAUAGUUGAUCGGCUUGAAGUUAGCUUAUGUGACAAAUCGACAUUUGAUUUGUUAAAACAACUCAUCGAUGUCACAACAAGGCUUAAACCUGAAAAACGUGAGGUUUCUGAACCGUUAAUAAUUGAAAAAUCACCAGAUCAAAGCGAAAAAGCUUUAUUAAUUUAUCUAGAAGUACUUCUUUGUUAUGUCACUUUUACCGCAAUAAGUGUGAAAAUUGCCGGGGUAGACUCAUUUGUUAAUUCAUCAACAUCAAGGGGAAUAGAUUUUAGGUUACAGGAUAUUGUAUUUGAUUAUAGGGGGGCAAGAGCAACGAUUGACCCUAUUGCACGUUAUAAAGGGUUUGGAUUAUCCAUAGAAGAUAGUGAUGAAGUUCAACAUGACACUGGAGGUAUUCUUCGAGGAUUUGUUAGAGGAAUAAAGUUGAUACCGAUUUUAGCCAUUUGGGACAAAGAAUUGUUUAAGAAUACAAUUCCAUUGUUGAACAUACCAGAUAUAGAACUUCAGAGUACCCUAUCAUUUAAAUACCUACAAAAUGAUUAUGAAUUAGUUAUCAACCCCAUGGUAAAAGUUCAAGAAGUUCAUGUGAAAUAUUCAUUACUCUAUCAUUAUUGUUGCUUAGUCGGUGUUAUUAAUAUCGUCCGAUUAUUACCAAAGUUCUCUGAUAAUGAGAAGAAUGUGAAGAGAUCCGUACCUACACCUUCCGAUUCGCAGCGUGAAAUAUCGGCAAAAAUUGAUUUGAAUGUCACGGUGAAUCAUAUUAAUGUGUCGAUUGACCUUCCGGAAGAUACCAAGGUUUUUGCGCGAGUGGAUGGGAUAAGUUAUAAAUUCGUUCCUCCUUCGGAUCAUGGAGUGAGAAUUAAAAAAUUACGUGUUUUUGGCACAAGUCUAGUGGAAGAAGGGCUAUGGGAUGAAAUAGGCAGAGUCGAGAAUACAAAAAUUCUUCUUUUGGACGAUGAUACAAAAUAUGAAAAGGCUAAAAAUAGUUCGAAUGAAAAGGAAUUGGACAAGAUGAUACGUAUUCAAUCCGAUUUGAUCCAUGUCCGUAUACCUCAUAAAUUCGUCCUUGCUGAUGUUAUUGAAAAUAUUGCUAAUACGGCCAAAGCUGUGAAACAUUUAACCGAACGUAUCUUUGCUGGUGAGGAAUCCUGUUUACCCUUAGGACCAGAGGAAGAGGGGGCAAAGCUUUUACCCACAAUACAACUUAAAGUCGGAUUGGUAACUUUCCGUUUAGAAGAUGAUCCAUUCGAGGCAAAAUUAUCUCUGAUAUGGAAAGUUGGUUGUCUAGAACAAAAGGCUAGGUUAGGAAGAGAUGCUGCUUUUGAGGCAAAAGCCGAAGCAAUUAGAGAAGAUGCUGCACAGUCAAAAAACAAUGGAGAACAAUCACAAAAAGAAAAUGGCGGCGGGUUGCUACUCGGACAAGAAGAAAAAACGCGCGCCGGCAAUUUUCGUCAUCAACCAUCUCCACGCGCGAAUUUGAGCAUUGAUGCAGCGUGUGAAGCAUUAAAAGAAUAUAACUCAAGAAGCUGGAUUAAAUGUGUAAAGGCCGCCGACCCAUCACGUGUAAAAUCGCAACAAAUGGGCAAGGUUUCUCAAGUGGAAUCCCUACCCAUUCGAACGACCGAACCUUCAAAGUUUCCCUCUUUGUUUAAUGUUACUAUAAUAAAGUUUGCUUUGACACUUUCAACGCCUUCCUUUCCAAUGGAAGAUUUGCCACAAUAUAUGUACGAGAUAGGAAAGGGCUUACCAUUGGAUACAAAAUUUGCACUAUUGGUUCCUAUGCAUCUGAGUGCUAAACUAAAAGAAGCGUGGGUUGAAAUUCGUGAUUAUCCACUUCCCUUAGCUCAUAUUCCUUCUACAGAUAAUUAUCAUGGAAAGAAUCCAUAUUCUUUCUUUCUAAAAGGAGAUUUGGUGGUUGGGGAAGAACUAAAGGGUAUGGAAGCGAUAAGGAAGGCCUCAGUUGUUAUUGUGACACCGCAAGGUGAUGAUAGUGCAUAUACAAUCAAAGUUCCAAGAACUGUCUCGCCCGUGAAAAUAUAUUCGGAUCUCCAUGUAAAGAUUAAUUCCUCACGACCAACGGUUUUUUCAUGGGGUGUUUCUAUGCAGCCAGCGGUUCAGCAUUUUGCAAAGGUAUUCGAAAGUUUUACUAAGCCUAAUCCUGACCCUUCAGAGGCUAUUGGAUUUUGGGAUAAAAUGAGAAUCAUGAUGCAUGUUAAAAUAUCAAUGGAAUUCAAAGGCACUGGAGACGUGCAAUUUUACUCAAAAGGUUCUCGUGAUCCAUAUUUAGUGACUGGAUAUGGGGUUGGUUUCGUCUUAUGUUGGAGCAAAAACGUCGAAAUUCGAUUAGGUUAUGCGAAUGAUCAAAAUGAAGUACUUCAAGUCGAUAGUCAAGAAUUCACGUGUGCUAUUCCUAAUUUAGCUUCUGUCGUCUCUGAUGGUAGCUUAUCCGCAAAUAAUACAGGAUUGGAAGCCAAACUUCAAAACGAGAGUAUUAAAGAUUCGGAGACCAGUACAAUUCGAACUCAGAAUUCAUCAAAUACGGUAGAAUCUGAAGCGUUGUUUGAUAACUAUUUGAAGCGAGUAAUGAAACUUUGUGGAGGUGUGAGAUACGGUAUGGGAGUUCAUUUCCAAAGACUCUGCAAUAAGUCAUGUCCAGUUUGUAAAGGACAACGCAAAUGUCGGUUAAUAGAUUUCAUACCACAUUAUGAAAUUAUUACAAGAAUACCUGAAUAUGCAAUUGCGCCGAAAGGGCAGGUAUAUGAUUCCUUUAAGGGUUUCCGAUCGGACUUUGUUCAUCUUUCAGUCAGCGUUUCAUGUCCCAUAAAUUUGAAAAAUUCUGAUGAUUAUCAUCACGAUAAAAAGGAUUUACAAAAUUCUAUACAAUUAAGUCCGAAAUCGCUUCAACAUGUAUUAUCAUGGGCAUUUCUUUUUGAACCAGCAAUGACUAUUCCUAUUCGACAAGGAGCUCUAUUUCCUUCUCUAGAACCUCCCUCUCCAAAACUUGGAAAAUAUCUUGGAACUAUAAAAAUUAAAAUCUGUGUAGGGCCAUUGUUCCUUAGUUAUUUUUACAGGGAAGAUGCUUUUGAAGAUCCCUUAGACGGAAGAACACACAUGGUAGGCAUUAAGGGCAAGAUUGAAAAUUUCAAAUUUGAUAUGCACCUCCGCAGCAAAGAGAAAAUUAUUGAGGUGGAAGGGCAGGAAGUUAAAGCUAGAGAUAUCAUCCUACAUGAAGCUGAGGUGGAUUUGAAAAAUUUGGAUUUAAGAGGAAUUGCUGUCCGAUAUAUUGGAGAAAAUAUAUUUUCGAACUUUUCAGAUGAACAUGAAAAGGAUGAGAGAGAUAUGUUAUUGGGGAAAGAUGAAGAUUUUAUGGCAUUACAUGUUGAAGAUGAAGAGUGGGUUGAUGUGAAUGAUUACAUUGAAUUGGAUUGGAUGCUACCGGACGUUAAAACUGGUGUCAGGGUAUUACCUUUGAUGAGAAGCCCGCAAAUGAUGUAUUUUAAAAGUCCGAAUGAAAAUGAUACAUAUGAAGAUAAGAAAACGGACCAAGGGACUCAUGUAUGUGUGAUGGGGCAGGGUCGAGAUACUGUUAAAGUUCAAAUUGAUUUCCUAACCGAAAGGUUAAAUCGAUUAAAUCAGGAGAUAAGUCAGCAGACUAAGAUACUAAGCAACAUUGAAGAGAGGAUUACCGCAGAUUCCAAAAGUCCAAACCUACAUCUACAAAAUAUGUCACAAUCUAUACAAAACACCACUGCCACGUUAUCACAAAAAAGAAAUUUCAUUCAAGAAUAUUUAAAUGAUUUAGAAGAACAACUAAAUAAACCGGAUCCAAAAUAUGUAGAUGUGAAAAGUGAUGAUGAACAGGUUGAUAAUGAGAAAAAGCCUAGUUUUAAUUCUCCUUUAUGGGCUGAUACUCAUGGACAUUUUGGUCAUCGAUUUAUUAUCCACAAUGCUGAAGGGUUAUGGAAUAAUUCAUUACGUAACUUGAUGUAUAAAUUUUUGAAUCUCGUGGAACAACAUCAAGGAUUAACAUAUUAUAUGUCAAUGAGUGCAGUCAAGUUUAUAAGAGAUUUGCAAAAGAAGAUUCAGCAACAGAAAGAAAAAGAAGCCUACGAACAUUCUCUAAGGAAAGAAAGUGAUUCAAUGUCUUCCGCUGGGUUAAACAAUUAUGAUUUUGAUGCACAAAUGGCGGCUGAAAUGUUGAGGAAGUUGGUUGGAGAGCAAAGUACAAGCUUUAUUGUGCCUAAUGAAAUUCUUGUAGAAGAGGGUACAGGUGAUCAAGGACAAUCAAAAGAUCUACAUGAUGAAAUUCCUGAAGGCUAUUCGUUACGAAAUGAUUUUAUAGUUCAAUUUAUUAAUCCUCAAAUUAAUUUACAAUGUGAAAAAAAUCCAGAUUCCAGUAUUAUAAUGUGUAUAGAAAGAGCUCAACUCAAAACCUUUUCAAUCGUAGAAGAUUGGUCUAAAGGUGACCUGAUUAAUGAAGUUGUGAAAACAAGAAUGUUCUUUGGUUUAGACAAUGCUCAACUUUUUACAAGCACCAAGGAAGAUUUCAAGAACGAUUAUUAUUCAAAGAUUUUAACGGCAAACAAUUAUGGUGCCAAGGGGCAAGACAAUUGGCCCGUUUGGGUUCCUGUGGAGGUGUUAAUUAGCAACACAAAAAACAAUGCUUUACCAUUUGAGCAACUGGUUAAACGAACUUCUGCCACAGCACAAUAUGACAAAUUUAACAAUUUACGUAUAAAAGGAAGUGACAUCAAAAAUGAUGAUCAGAAUAAUGAAAGUAACAAUGACAUCAACGAACAGGAGUCAAAUAUAUUAGAAGUUGACAGUUCUAAGAAAGUAGAAUUUGAUAAAAGGAUGGACUCCUUUCAUAUUAAUGUUCCAAAUCUUAAAAUCUCAGCAACUUCCGAUCAAUAUUGUAUAUUUUUUGAUGUUGUUACAGAUUUAUUUAUGUAUCGUGAACCAGCGCAAAAGGAACGUUCCGAAAGGUUACAGGCCAUUUUACUUGCAGCGGAUUUGGAUGAUCUUGAGGGUGCGGCCGAAAGAGUAUCAUCUUUACAAGAAAAAAUUCGACAAUUGGAUGAUUUAAGGCUUCAAUAUGAGUUACAUUCAAUAGAAUUAGAUGAAGAAGGCAUGAAGGAACUUCGGGCAGUGGAGAUAGAAUUAAUAAAUUCACAAGAAGAAUUAUACCUUUUAAUGGAAGCUAUUACCGCUUCACAAGAGAAGAAACGUGAUGCGGAUUGUAAAGUUGCAUUUAAACUCAUAGCGACAGCAGAUAAAGUAGCUUGGACUAUGCAAGAGAAUAACAGAAAACCAAUUUGUGAGUGGAAAUUAGCAAAUGCGCAUUUUGAAUGGAUGACAAAAGAAGAGAAUAGUAGUACAAACACUUUAGAGAUAGAUCAUGUCGUUGUAAUGAACAAGCUUCCAUCUCCUACAUUUAAAGAAUUAAUAUCACCAUAUAUAAUAGAUAAUCGUCCCGUGGAUUUUCGUCGUAAUAAGAUGAUUCGGGUUCAUUGGGAAGAAUUAGAACCUGUUGCCGGUAUUGCAAUGGUUGAACAUUUUGAAAUAAAUAUGUUUCCUCUUAAAUUCCAGAUGCAAUAUGAUAUUGGAAAACUUAUCAUGAUGUACAUAUUUCCGGAGAAAAGGAGUGAAUACGUAAUAAAACAAAAUAAUGUCAAGGCAAAUGAAUUCGCACAAGUUGGUAAUACUCCUAUAGAACAAAAGAGAGGAUCUAUAGGUUCUGAACAAAUAGUAAAGGUAUCAAAGAAAAUAACAGAUUUAUCUAAUGAUAGUUCUAGUACCGAAACUCAAGAAACAUCUAGCGAAUCUGAUGUGGUUUCUUUCUCUGACGACGGAGCUUUAAUUACGAAUAAUCCCACAACUGUUGGUAAAAAGCAAUUAUCAAAGACAACGACAGGAGAUCAUACGGAAUAUUCAUCGGAGUUGGAGUUGAUGAAAACAAGAGCUUCCCAAAACAGAACAUUUAUAUAUAUAAAGGUUCCUGGUGUAACACAUAAUUUUAGUUAUCAAGGCGUAAAAGAAAAGAAUUUGGAAGAUCUUUAUGAUUUUGUUUUCAAAAUGCCAACUCUGGAGUAUCAAAACAAAACAUGGUCGUGGUUAGACUUUUUGGAGCAAUUUAAAAAAGACAUUAUUCGUACCAUUCUGGCACAUACUGGUUCAUUGAUUAAUCAAAAAUUCAUUACGCAGAAACGUGUUCGACCAAUCACAGCAGAACCCACUAUUUCCAAUGAAUCCAAAGAAAUUGCCGUUCCUUCAUUAGCAGCAUUGGCAACAGUUGUGGCUGCAGCUAACGUUACUUCGAUGAUGGAUGGUGAAAAUGUUGAAAAUGAGCAUGAUGACGAAGGAUCAGACAAAGUUUCAAUUCUUAGUUACGAAAGUCAAGAAAGUCAAAAGAAAACGAGAGGUAUAAAGUCAAUGAAACACGAAAAGAGGGAUUCUUUAACAAGACAUAUCCCUCUUACGAAUUAUUAUAUACAUAAAGAAAUUGGUGGAACGCCACAUAUUUCUAGCGCAAAACCUACUCCGACUUCUGCCGUAAACGAAGAUAUUGAGGGAAAAGGUAGAUUAUUAUUGGGUAAAUUGUAUGAUGAAACUAGAUCAAAUCAAUCAAAUCAAAUGCAUUAA